AUGGGUAAAGAAGUGAUACGGGUGACGGAGUGGGAGGCUGGGCUCCCCACCGACGAUGAUUUGCCACCCUUAUACCAGUCUUUGAUCCCACCAGUAUUGGCCAAGGCUUUCAAAAUCUCUCCGGAGCCACCCUAUACAUUGCUGGACGCGUGCCUCCCAGGACACCCUCUCCUCCCUUCGUGCUCCUCCUACUCAGGCAAUACGACCACAAACGCCACCCCCAGCGGCUGCUUCAAUUUCAAGCAUUUUAUAGACGAUAAGAAUGGCAAUCAUCGUGAAAAUCCACUGCCCGUGUGGGAUCACGAGAUGGCAGAAGCGAAGCAUGACGAACUAGGCACCACAAAAGGAUCUGACCCCAAGAAGGCCCACAGGAUGGAGUCCGCGGAAGCUGCGUCCGGCGCCGGCGCCACCUCCAUUGAGAACUGUAUGGAUGAUCAGUCUGUGGACGCGAAGGCUAUGAAGAUGGCGAGGCUCGUGUGGACCCCACAGCUUCAUAAGCGUUUCGUGGAGGUUGUAGCCCAUUUGGGAUUGAAAAACGCGGUGCCAAAGUUGAUUAUGCAAUUGAUGAAUGUGAAGGGAUUGACUCGAGAAAAAGUAGCGAGCCAUUUGCAGAAGUACAGGUUGUAUGUUAGGAGAAUGCAGAGGUUGUCGAAUGAGGCCCCCUCGGUCUCUGAUAAAUUGAUCCCCUCCAUGACCGUGCCUCCACAGAGCUUUAACUAG
Molecule: messenger RNA, 720 nt
Organism: Fraxinus pennsylvanica
Lineage: Eukaryota; Viridiplantae; Streptophyta; Magnoliopsida; Lamiales; Oleaceae
Source: the annotation of a GenBank genome assembly